AUGUUUGUUUUACAUCCCAAAAUGAACUUGAAACUGAAGUCAUUAACAGGCAAAGAUAAAGCAAUAGAAAUAGAUGGAUCUGCAACCAUAGCGGAGUUAAAACAGAAGAUUGAGGAGUAUGAAAAGAUACCUCCUGAGCAGCAGAGACUUAUUUGUAAUGGGAAAGUGUUAAUUCAAGGAGAUAAAACACUCACAGAGUACAAGAUCAAUUCAAACUGUGUUAUACACUUUGUGCUGGCAUUGAGAGGAGGAGAAAACAGGUUGCUAUCGAAAGCAAGGCUAUGA
Enterospora canceri is the source of this 285-nucleotide messenger RNA. NCBI's taxonomy places the organism in Eukaryota, Fungi, Microsporidia, Enterocytozoonidae. The record is from the annotation of a GenBank genome assembly.